AUGCCUUCAUCCUUCCAGCAGACUGGAGGAUCUGGUUUUUCAUAUCCCAUCCUGAUGACUUCAUCCUUCCAGCAGACGGGAGGGUCCAGCAGUACAUGUCCGACACAGGCUGGACGAUCUCCUAGUCCACGCCCCACACAGGCUGGACAAUCUCCCCGUCCACGUCCCACACAGGCUGGACGAUCUCCUAGUCCACGCCCCACACAGGUUGGAGGCUCACGCACCCCACAUCCCACACAUGUACCAGCACGUGAGGUUGAUGAGGCAGUUGAUGAGAUAGAUGGAGCUGAUCUUCGUGGGAGGGAUGAUCCUGAUGAGAUUCAUGUGAUUGACGGCAGAUUUUGGAUUCAGCCCGAAGGAAGCAAUUUUACGCCGAGUCGGACAGCUGCUAGGGUUGUUAGCUAUAUAAUUCAGCAGAUGUAUAAAUCAGCUUUUAAGAGCUAUGGGGACGUCAAAAAUAAAGAUGAAUGGUUUAGAAUGUUUAAGGAGAAAUGUGUGUGGGAUCCUUUGAGUGAAAAAAGUGUUCAGAAAGUUUUCAACACCAGAUGCUCUAAAAGAAUGUCUGAUAUGCUGCGGCGAGUAAGGGAGAAUCAUGAGCUUCAUGGCAUCCGUCCUAACUGGAUAGGCGAGGAGGUUUUUCAUGAUCUUGUUACAUAUUGGAGGAGUCCAGAAUUCCGGGCUAAAUCAGAAACUUUUAAGAAGAUGAGGGCAUCUGAAAAGGGCGGUUGUGUCAACACAGUUGGAAGUAUUAGCACCGCCGAGCUAAGGAGUUGGGGAGAAAACCAUUAA
Vicia villosa (hairy vetch) is the source of this 789-nucleotide messenger RNA. RefSeq lists its product as uncharacterized. NCBI's taxonomy places the organism in Eukaryota, Viridiplantae, Streptophyta, Magnoliopsida, Fabales, Fabaceae. The coding region runs from base 1 to 789 and encodes 262 amino acids. The record is from RefSeq and is a predicted model, not a curated record. The transcript is spliced from 4 exons.